AUGUCAAUUCGAAAACCCAAGAAACCAAAGUCUCUUGUUUCUUCGCCUUCUUCAUCGCCAUCUUCUUCAGGGUACUUACAACUACCACCUGAAAUCCUAUUACAAAUAUUUAAAGAAUUUCUUCGCGGCAUCAUAGACAAAAAUCAUAAUCCCAAGGAUCUUAUAUUGUUGCAAAUUGUCUGUAAACAAUGGUACUGUCUAAUUGAGGUUGCCAUUGUUGAAGAACUUGUAAUUCCUUAUGAUUGGGAACCGGAUCGCAAAACGAUAGAGUAUCCAUUCAUUCUGUCGUUGCCACCUUCUCCAUCCUCCUACUCCUCCGUUUUCGCUAAAUUCGUGUGCCAUUCCAUCCUAAGCAACAAAUAUAAUAAUGAUGAUUACUAUUACUUAGAUGCACACUUUUUAUUUACUCCAAAAAAUAAACCAUGUAUCUAUAAACUGCAGCAAUCGCAUAAAUAUUUCUCGCACCCCACCAUCAGUUUCGGGGCUAGACGAGGGUACCGUAUCGCGUGUUUUCGUAUUGGUAAAUUAACCCAAUGGGGAGAAUGGAUGGUGCCAAUUAAAGGCGAAUGUGACGAUUUGCGGGGAAACUCGAAAAUAGAAAUGAUUUACACGCGUGGCGAACCCGAAGUGUUCGAAAUUGUGGGAGUCAAAGUCGCCCUUCAGUAUCUUGAAUGUGAAUGA
This is a messenger RNA of Ambispora leptoticha, 681 nucleotides long. The record is from the annotation of a GenBank genome assembly. NCBI's taxonomy places the organism in Eukaryota, Fungi, Glomeromycota, Glomeromycetes, Archaeosporales, Ambisporaceae.